This is a messenger RNA of Cutaneotrichosporon cavernicola, 969 nucleotides long. RefSeq lists its product as uncharacterized. Lineage: Eukaryota; Fungi; Basidiomycota; Tremellomycetes; Trichosporonales; Trichosporonaceae. Gene Ontology annotation, biological process: base-excision repair. Bases 1 to 969 code for a protein of 322 amino acids. Gene Ontology annotation, cellular component: mitochondrion; nucleus. The transcript has 5 exons. Gene Ontology annotation, molecular function: DNA-(apurinic or apyrimidinic site) endonuclease activity; zinc ion binding; phosphoric diester hydrolase activity. The record is from RefSeq and is a predicted model, not a curated record.
AUGGCGACCUGUAACCGCCUCGGCAUACCCACUCUCUGCGUACACUUGGGCUCAGACGUUGCUGCGACCGAUGAGCGGGUCGUCGUUGCUCGCGUCGCUCGCGCUUUAGGAGAAUUGCUGGCAAGCAUACCCCGCGUAACUCUGGCGCUGGAGAACAUGAUCCGCGCCUCGGUCUGCCGCCAACCAUGGUCACUUCGUACCCUCUCACGCAUCCUCGACGCGGUCGAUUCGCCGCGCCUGAAAGUCUGCGUCGACGUAUGUCACGCAUAUAUUGCCGAAUUUGACCUGGCUGGUGAUGGGCUGGGAGACAUGAUGAGCGUGCUUGCGAGAGAGGUGGGAUGGCACCGCGUCGCAGGCGUACAUGUCAGCGACAGCGCGACUGCACAUGGGAGUAAAUGUGAGGGACAUGCCAAUAUUGGCGACGGCCUAAUACCGCUUAACGCGUUCCGCUCAGUCUUGCGCUCUCCACUCCUAGGCAGCGUGCCAUAUUACCUCGAGACGCCGGCGUAUAGUCCCGCGCGGCCAGCAUAUUACCCCGCCAUUGGGGGAUGGGAGGCGCGCCGAAGAGUUGCCGAGUGGGACUUUUUGGAGCGGUUGGUGUGUAUGUCCUCCCACGAGUGGGGGGUGCGCGAAAAGGACGAGGUGGCGAUGUAUAGGCGCGAGAGGGAGCGGUGCGAGAUGGCCAUUCGGAAUCUCCUCAGGGGAGAGAUGUGGGCUGUCGUAGACCGCGGCGCGGGCAUCCAGGAGGCGUUCAGAGAGAUGAGGCAGCAGGGGAGAGCACGCGCCGCAAAGAUUAGAUGGGUGCGUCAGAAGCGCGACGGAGAUGGAGAAGAGGAGCAGGAGAAGACGCCGACCAAGCGCCGCCACUCGGACUACUAUGCUGGUCUUGAGGCAGCCGCAUCCUCGCCCUCGUCAUUCACAUCACUGGGCGGAUACACUUUGCGCCGUCGCAUCAAGGCUGAGUCUUGA